AUGUUGAGGUUCAAGACUAUCGAUUCCUUUCUUACUGAUUGUAGUUCCAUUUUCAGAAGGACAAAGACUACGUCAGAAAUCACCAAGAAAACUGUGAAUGAAGAAGAAUGCCGUGGCAAGGUACGAGUGUUGGACCAGCCAGGCAAGUGGUGUAUCUACAGGGUCCCCAGCAAACUCCGCAAAGUAAAUGAAGCAGCAUACACUCCUCAAUUACUAUCAAUAGGCCCUUUCCACCAUGGAAAACCAGAACUGAAGGACAUGGAAACCCAUAAGAAGAUAUAUUAUGAGAAUUUUCUUGCACGUUGUAAGAAGAGUAAGGAUGAACUAGAGCAAUUUAUCAAGACUCGUCAAGAAAAUAUUCUUUGUUGUUAUGCAGGGACCAUUGAGCUUGACAUAGACCCUGCAAACAUAAUUGUGGUUGAUGCCUGCUUCAUCAUCGAGCUCUUUUUAACAAACUUCUACGAAACUGAAAAUCAUAAAAAUUAUUAUAUAUUGAGAUCACCAUGGCUGAGGAAAGCUGUAGAACAGGACUUGAUACUGUUUGAAAAUCAGCUUCCUUAUUCUCUUCUUCAAGAACUAUAUCAUGACUUUGCUGUGCCUGUCUCUCGCAGUUUCCAACCCUGCAAAGAAGUACAAGAACAGACUCAUCGUACCAAUGACCUCCAGUGCUGCUUGCCUUGCUCCUGGCGGAUAUCUUGCAAUGAACAUUCCAUAGAGAUUGACGAAGCCAAACCUGCUGAUUAUGAUCCCCUGCUUGAGCUUACCUUUGAGUUCUUCAAAGAUUAUAAUGAGGGGAAAUCCGUCAAGAAUAGAGUAAAACCGAAACAUUUCACCGAUUUGGUUAGGCAUUUUCUAUGUCCUGACGAAGAAAUGGAUUGUGAACAAAAUAGUGCUCCUGUCAAAAAUAUAUAUGCUGCAAAGAAGCUGAGGGCAUCAGGGGUGAAGUUUAGGCCACUUAAAGAUGGACCCUUAAUCAUAAAGAAAGAUGAGGCCACUAAAUGUAAGUUCAACUUGGCAUGUUUUAGAAAUAUGGACUUGAAGCUUAUGCCAUUUUGUGUCAAGGAUGAGACAGAAUGCGUUGUUCGGAACAUCAUGGCCUUGGAGCAGUUUUCGUACCCAGACAAACCUUAUAUCUGCAAUUACUUUUUGCUUAUGGAUCAGCUGGUGGACACUGGAUGA
This is a messenger RNA of Prunus armeniaca (apricot), 1179 nucleotides long. The record is from the annotation of a GenBank genome assembly. NCBI's taxonomy places the organism in Eukaryota, Viridiplantae, Streptophyta, Magnoliopsida, Rosales, Rosaceae.